Messenger RNA from Colletotrichum phormii, 750 nucleotides. RefSeq names its product inorganic pyrophosphatase. The record is from RefSeq and is a predicted model, not a curated record. Gene Ontology annotation, biological process: phosphate-containing compound metabolic process. Bases 1 to 750 code for a protein of 249 amino acids. Gene Ontology annotation, molecular function: inorganic diphosphate phosphatase activity; magnesium ion binding. Gene Ontology annotation, cellular component: cytoplasm; nucleus. Lineage: Eukaryota; Fungi; Ascomycota; Sordariomycetes; Glomerellales; Glomerellaceae. The transcript has 5 exons.
AUGAUUCCUUCUUUUUCAGAUCCUAUUGUUCAUGACUCUCUGAACGGCGCUCCGCGAUACGUGGAGAAUGUUUGGCCACACAAAUCGUACCCUUUUAUCUACGGGUCUAUCCCGCAAACAUGGGAAAGUCCGAAUUACAACCACUCUUUUACUAGCCUGUUAGGGGACAACGACCCUGUAGAUCUCUUCGACAUCGGUCAGGACCGUGGGCACGUCGGUCAGGUGAAACAAGUUAAGAUUCUCGGUGGCCUUGCCUUGGCCGAUGGUAACGAAACGGAUUGGAAAAUUCUCGGCAUCGACGUCGAGGAUCCCACGGCGUCCGUUAUCAACUCUUUCGAAGAUGUUGAAAAGUAUCGCCCUGGGACCAUCAAGACAUUCCGAGACUGGUGGACUCACUACAAGGUUACCCGUGGCGAUCCAGUCAUCAAUAUCAUCGGUGACUGGUAUCAGAAUCUCACCUACAUGCAACAUGUCGUUGAGGAAAGCCACAAGACCUGGGCAGAGUUGAUCAGAGGGGAGGUCGACUCCAAUGAAAUCAACUACAAUCAGACAUCCCAGCCGGACGUCGAAAACAGCUUCGUAGACAAAGCAACAACAACUGCGAAGUUCAAUAUCCCAGCAGAGAGCAGAAUCGAUCCUGCUGCUCCGAGGCCGGAAAAAGCUGACCGCUGGUAUUAUCUGGACAGCGACGCCAGCUUGAUUGAUGUCCCUCCGACCCAACAACCCUUUCUCAAAAGGCAACAGGCAUAG